Trypanosoma brucei brucei TREU927 is the source of this 1782-nucleotide messenger RNA. RefSeq names its product RNA-binding protein, putative. The record is from RefSeq and is a predicted model, not a curated record. Gene Ontology annotation, cellular component: cytosol. NCBI's taxonomy places the organism in Eukaryota, Euglenozoa, Kinetoplastea, Trypanosomatida, Trypanosomatidae. Gene Ontology annotation, molecular function: mRNA binding. The transcript has a single exon. The coding region runs from base 1 to 1782 and encodes 593 amino acids.
AUGGAAGUUCCUUUUGAAGAAGGGACGCAGUUGGUUCAUGCAAUUGAGCGGUCCCAGCAACGGAUUUUGGAUGCCUCAGCGGUGAGUGACGUGGAGACGGUACCACCGCCGACAACUACUGCAAAUGCAAAUGCAACUGCUGCUGUUGCUGUUGCUCUUAAGGGUUUAGCCACCACAUCUGCGCAUGUGCCGCUGCCACUCUUUGGUUUGGAUGAUGAGGGUCGAAGUGGCAAAACGCCAUUGAAUAAUGAAAGCGGUCCGGGAACGAGCAGUAGUGGAAGCCAUAGCAGCAGCAGCAAUGUUCCUGUUGCGAGUUUGCGAGCCGGUACCGCUGGUACUCCUACCGUCACCCCGGCUGCGGACUCCCGUGCGGAAUCUCAAAGUAGGACAAAUCUCUUUGUGAGCAAUAUUCCCCAUUUGUUAGGGAAAAAUGAGUUGGUAGAUUUAUUUUCGCCAUAUGGAGAAAUUCUUUCUGCGGCUGUAAUGCGAAAUAUUCAUACGGGUGACAGUCUCGGAACGGCUUUUGUGCGUUUCGCCACAACAGAACAGGCACAGGCGGCGAUGGAGGCUCUAACGGGUUAUGUGCUGGAGGGCCGCUCGAUGGUUGUUCAAUGGGCGAAGAGGCAACACGACGACACUCCCGUAGGCGAGGCCCGAAAGAAAAUUGUGAAGUUAUUCGUACGUAACAUUCCUUUGGAUGUCAGUGACGCCGAUCUAACUGAAGUGUUCAGCGCGUUUGGUCCAGUGAAGGGCGUGUCAAUACAUAAAGACACCACGCCAAACGCCGGUCGCCACUUGGAACGUCGCAUCGCCUUCAUUACGUUCCACACCGACGGAGUCGCUGAGAGGGCAGCUGAGGCCAUCCACAACACUCGUCCCUUUCACAGUUGUGGAAAAAUUCCCCUUAUGGUGAAGCUUGCGGAGGAUAACCCCAGACAUGGACGCAGUCACAACGCACAAAGUGGCCGCAGCGCUUGGGGACGGAAUGGCAACACAAAUCAAAACAACGAUGGCAGCGUCAGUCGCAGUAGUCCAAGUGGCAGCGUUAGAAGUAACAAGUCAUUAGGGAUAUCGGGCCAUGGUUCCGCGAGAGGGGAUAUUCGUGGACUCGGUAUUGACACACCAGGUGGCCUUCCGGGACUUUUUUCGCUCGGAACCGAUGCUUGCGGUUUCCCGGGAGGCGCUUUUGCCGUCUUUCCGACUAUGAUCCCACAGGGCGGUGUUUUUGUGCCUCAACCCGUUCUAAACGUUGGCGUAGGCGUAAAUGGUCAGGCAAUGGCACUGAGGACUCCAAUGUUUUGGCAUCAGGCCGGCUCCACCAUUCCGGUUGGUGUUAUGGGCCAAAGUCAAUCCGCAAAUAUGGGAGCCACAGGCGGCAAUUGUUCACAUCAGGGGUUUGCAUCCGUUUCUGAGGGUUCAUCAUCCGAGCAGCAGCGUGUGGACAUCUUUUCGUCCUUUGCACAACCGCCGCCAUUCCCCACAGAUCCGUUAGCGGGUCUUGUAGAUUCCACGGGGUUUUCGUUUACGGCUCCUCCUCCUCCUCCUCCUGCUCCUGCUCCUCUUUCUUCUUCUGCAGUGGAGGUCGGCCCGGUUGUAAAAGAUGAUGUGGAGCCAACGAUGUGUCCGCAUCCGAGCAGUAGUGAUGUGUAUGACGCCGAUUCAUCAUUAUCGCUUGAUUUUCUGGAGAAUUUGGGCGCGGCGGAGUUGUGCCACGUGACGACUCCGUCUGGUGAUGAGGACCACCGCCUGCAUGCCCCCGGCUCAUUUGUGCCGUUUUUGUAA